CUUGUAAACUGCAGCUCCUGAUCACCAAACAAAGAGCCCCAAAAGUGAAAAAUAACCAAGAGAAUUGAGAAUUUUUUUAAAAUUCCCAUGAACGAGUGACUCCUCCGUACUUCCGCUGUGUGUCAACAGAGUAAGAAAGUAAAUAAAUAACGGGUUGUAGUUUGAGGAGCAACAAUAAUCCGGCAUUCAUGAAAUUCUUCACCUGUUGUGGGGAGUUAUAUUAAGCUAAGACUCUGUUUGAUCAGUGAAGAUGUCUAAAGUGGACCAUCUGAACGCCCGGGUGGAGAAGCUGCUCUCCAGAGCGGUGCAGGAGAUGCUGGACAUGGUGAGAGAGACAGUAUCCGAGUACCAGGAGAAGACAGCCCGCACGUGGAGGGAGAACCAGAGUCUGAAGAGGAGGCUGCAGGAGCUCCACGAUCACAUCAGCGCAAGCAACCUGUUGGAUCCACCGUCUCCUCGACAGAAAGACACGCUUCAAGAAGACGUCCAGCUCGUCUCUUCUGAUAAGGAGGCCGUGAUUAGUCCCCCAUGUCGGUUUAAAGACUGUGACAUGUCCAUCACAUCAGUGGCGACCCACUCUUUGUCUCCUGAAGCUGCGUCAGGACCAAACGUUAUCUUACAAGACUUCGAAAAUCCCCAAGCGAACCCUGUUGUUGAGGCGACGGCGCCGCUCUCGAACCCUGCUGCAGAUCUUCCGUUCAGUGAGAAUGACCAGAAGCUGAAGGUCGAGCCUCCAUCGGAAGACAGUCCGGAAAUCGUGAGUCAUUUCCAAAUUGACACAAGUAGCAGAUUAAACCCUCAAGCAGGAGUUUUCCCCGAGCCCGGCGCUGCACACUCCCAAACGGCGAGAGAAGAGACGCCGCCAGACAGGACGGGCUCGGGAUGCACGGCGUUCCGCAGAAACUUAAGGAAGCAGUACUUCUGCGCCCUCUGCGGACGCACCUUCAGGCACGCCGGGGACUACAAGAAGCACAGCCGGGUGCACACGGGGGAGAAGCCGUACGGCUGCCCGGUGUGCGGGAAGCGCUUCAGCCAGUCCAGCUACCUGACGGUGCAUCUCCGGUACCACACCGGGGAGAAGCCGUUCGGCUGCAGCUACUGCGGCAAAAGCUUCAGUAACUCAAGUAACAUGAAGAAACAUGAACUGACACAUAUGUAUUGAAUUGAAUUGAAUUGAAAUGAAAGUCCUUUAUUUGUCCCACAGGAAGAAAUUGCAGUGUUACAGCAGCAGUAUGACAAACACAAUUAGUUAAACUCUUAAAAAACAGUGCAAUUUAAGAUAGUUUUUAGUCACAUUUUCUGGCAAUAAAUCCAGUGAAACAUAACAGUGACUUCCAUUUGUGAUUCAUACCGUUUCUUGGAACAUUGUAGCAUCCAAAAAUGCAUGAAAUGGCAUGACUGUUGUGUUUGUGAUCACCAAAUUGAACAAAAAUCUGAAAUCCUUUACUACAGGGGCUCUCUACAUCUUCAUGUUGGCAAUAUGAGAUUUAUGUCAGUCACUGUGAACCAAUGUACACAUUUAAUAUUUCACUAAUUUCGUUUUUAUUCUCUCUUAUUUGUUUAACAUUUGAACUUUCUUUUGUAUUUAUUCUAUGCUAUUCUGUUCAAAUUUGGUUACACAAGUAGCCAGCAGUAACUGUUUACACUGUAUUUUACACUGUAAAGAUACCCUGCAGGCUGAAGUAGAGUCACUGUUGUUUACUUUUUUAUUUUGGCACGAGGUCUUCUUUUUGAUAUCCCUUUUGAGUUCCUGCUUGUUUAGAGUCAACCAAGUGGAAAAGUGAACAUGCCAGUGAGCCUGUUGCAGAGCGAUUUCCCUGCUUUUUGUCUGACUACUUCACAAGGUAGUGAUCAAAACGAAAACAGAUUAAGUGUGCAUCCUGUGAACCGUUGGAUAAAAGAUUAUAUUGUCAUAAAUAAUAA
Messenger RNA from Salarias fasciatus (jewelled blenny), 1923 nucleotides. Its product is annotated as zinc finger and SCAN domain-containing protein 2-like. The record is from RefSeq and is a predicted model, not a curated record. Gene Ontology annotation, cellular component: nucleus. Gene Ontology annotation, biological process: regulation of gene expression. Bases 251 to 1162 code for a protein of 303 amino acids. The transcript is spliced from 3 exons. Lineage: Eukaryota; Metazoa; Chordata; Actinopteri; Blenniiformes; Blenniidae.